AGGGCUUACGACUCGUAUAAAGAAGCAGGCUCCCCACCAGCCAGGCCAAGCGCUGAACACCAACACUGAACAUCACCAGGCCCCUCCUCAACACGUGAGACGUUGAGCCUUGCCAGUUAGUAGCAGCCAAGCAGCCAAGAACCAAGCCGCUGCUCCCCGACAUAUCAAUAUCUUCAUUGCCCAGCGCAUUCGCGCCUGCCACCUUUCCCAUCCUACUCGCCAAAUUCCCCUCAAGUAUUCCGGCGUGAGUUUCAAAGCCUUUCCGCCAGAUCCACCACCACCGACCCCAACAUGAAACCCCUCAUCUACCUCACUCUCCUCGGCCUCUCCGCAACCACCGCCCUCGCCGCUCUCCGCCCCGACGCAACCUCCGAAGAGGUCGCCGCGGCGGAAGCCGAGUGCGGGUCCCUGGGCGUGAUGAGGAUCGACCCAGCCGAGCUGCCCGAGGGCGUGACCAUGGCCGACGUCCGCAUGUGCGCCGACCAUCCCCUCGGCGCCCGAGCAAUUCCGGGUCUGGGUCCUGGGGCGUUGGCCAGGUUCCGUCGGUUCUUGCCGAGUUGGGUGUUUUGAGGACGGCCGGCUUCGGGAGCGGGGUCGAGGCUCUGUAGGGAGUGAUUAGGUAGUCCGGCGCGCGGGAAUUUCUUUAGCGUGUACAGGGGCAUAGUUGUUUAUGUCAGAUGUGGUUUACCUGCGCCCCCCCAACAGGUGGGAGGGAGCAGACGUUUGAGGAUGGACUUCUGGAAAUGGAUAGCUGUUGUUGUCUGUGGAUUUUGGGGGAAAUAGCAGGGCAAUCUUCGCUGCUCUCCGAGAUAUGAUCGAUACAGAUCUCCUGGCAUAUAAUCAGCGAACAUCCGUGUAAAGACGCAAUAUGUUCGACGUUUUCCUGGAGACGCGCCGAGUGUCUAGCCCGAAUAACAUUCCUGCAUAGCGAGGCUUUAUCAGCCAAUGACAUACGGUGUAUGCCAUCGAAUGCAGCGCAGAAAGCAAUGAGCUAUUGCAGCGCG
Messenger RNA from Aspergillus aculeatus ATCC 16872, 1004 nucleotides. RefSeq lists its product as uncharacterized. The transcript is spliced from 2 exons. The record is from RefSeq and is a predicted model, not a curated record. The coding region runs from base 292 to 570 and encodes 92 amino acids. NCBI's taxonomy places the organism in Eukaryota, Fungi, Ascomycota, Eurotiomycetes, Eurotiales, Aspergillaceae.